CGAGUGUAAACAUUAAUUUUACUAUGAAAUGGCGAUGAGAAAUAUAAUGAAUUAUGUAGUCUAAUUUUUAAUCUACACAUAGUGAGAAAUACGCUUAGGUAGUUUGUCAAUUUUGAAAAACAGUUGGAAUAUAUUUAAAUGAAAAUGGGUCUUUUAACUGAUCCUAAGGCUGGAAAUGGAGAAAUGGCUAAAUUCAUCCUUAGAUGGGAAAAAGUGCUUUGUUAUUUGUUAUACUUUUGUGGUAUAAUUUGGAUGAUGUGUUUAGCCCACCCUUUUUUCAACGACAAUACUUACUACUCUGAAAAUGCAUUAUUGCCUGGUCUGGUAAAGAAAGAAAGUAAUUUGAUGCCUACAUCAAAAGCUUUUUAUCGCGAAUUAAGUUCAGAAAGAGAAAGAUUUCCAGAUAGAAUGCCUUAUGCUUGGAUAAUAGCAAAAUUCCAUCAAUUAAAUAUUGAAGUUUAUACUCAUAACUUUACAUUAAAUUAUCCUUUCCAUUCUUAUAAGUACACUGGGCAAAAUAUUUAUGGAAUAGUUAGAGCUCCACGAGCUGCUAGUACUGAAGCAAUUGUUGUCAGUGUACCAUAUCGUUCAAUUACAAGUGUUCAUCCAGAUACUACACCUUCAGUGGCAUUGUUACUAGCUUUUGCUGAUUUUUGUAGACAACAAAGAUAUUGGGCGAAAGAUAUCAUUUUUUUAGUAACAGAACAUGAACAGUUAGGGAUGCAAGCAUGGUUAGAUGCAUAUCAUAAUGUAGUAAGUGGGCACGAGGGUAUCUUGCUCUCCGGUGAUCUUGCUGGUAGAGCUGGUUCCAUUCAAGCAGCCAUUAAUUUAGAACUUCAUUCAAUGGCAAUCACAUCAAUAGAUGUCAAGAUUGAAGGUCUCAAUGGUCAAUUGCCAAAUUUGGACUUAUUUAAUCUGGCACAAAACAUGAUCAGUAAAGAAGGAAUUCGUAGAUCAUUUCAGCGUCGUUUUGACACUUAUGAGAGAGAUCCAGUAAAAAAAUGGUCGUAUCAUUUUCAUACAUUAAUGUCAAUGAUAAUGGCUCAAUCUACUGGUAUACCAAAUGGUAAUCAUGGCCUAUUCCAUAGAUUUGGUAUUGAGGCUAUCACUUUAGAAGGAUUUGAUAAUUUAAAAGAAGGAGCCCAGCGCAAUUUCUACAAUGUUGGAAGAAUAGUUGAAAGUAUCGUACGCUCAGUAAAUAAUUUAUUAGAACGCUUUCAUCAGUCAUUCUUUUUUUAUUUAUUAACUUGUACAGAUCGAUAUAUAUCAAUUGCCUUGUACAUGCUUGCAUUAGUUUUGAUGGUCGCUGGAUUAUUCAUCAAAGCAUUCUCAUUAUGGUUGAGGUUGCAAGAUUCAAGUGUUGAAAUGGAUAAUUCCAAAUCAAAAGAAAAGAAAAAAAUUGAAUCAAACCAGGUAUCUGAAUUUAGUGUGGGAAGUAUAGCUUCAGAAAUCUUGUGGACUCACACUGUAGGAGCUCUUCUAAUGUCAUCUCCAAAGUUUUUCGUUCCUAUGAUUAUUAAACACUUUGGAUUUAGAACUGAAGAUGCAGUUUUUUAUAGUUUUCUACUUAUUACCAUUAUGUCAAUUAUUUGGCCAAUAUUUCUCAUCAAAAGAAAGUCAAAGUACAGUAAUACUGCUCUGGUCUGUGUCAUCACCUGCGUUGAAUUUGGAACUGCUUUAACAUGUAUAGCAAUGCACAAUUUUUCCUUGGCUUUCUUAACUGCUGUUGUUUAUGUACCAAUUGUUCUUUCUAUCUAUCCAAAACAGACUAUAACAAGUCGGUAUCGAAAAAUAUUGAAUGUCAUUUGGCCCCUAUUGCAUCCAUUCAGCAUUAUCACCAUCAUUGUAUUUAUGUACGGUUUUAUCAAUUAUAGAGAUGAAACGAUCUUGUCUGUACUAGUCAGAUCACUAAAAGCUACGAAACAAGCUUUCGUUCUCAGUAUUUUUGAUUCUAUGAUUUACGGUAAUAUGUUGUACAGCGUUACCGUGGCAAUAAUGUUACCAAUUUGGCUUCUAUACUGGAAUAUUAUUCACAAAAAUACAGAAAUAAAUACGUAAUUCAUUGCCACAAAUUUUUAUUUGUGAGAAAUAAUCCGCUUAGUGGGGCAGAGGAAAAGCCCGGAAUGUUUUUUUUUUUCACUUAGUCGAUAAAGUUAUGAGUGCUUGUUUUGAAAUAAGAAUAAAUGUAACAAAUUUUGUAAUAGGAU
Trichogramma pretiosum is the source of this 2207-nucleotide messenger RNA. RefSeq names its product glycosylphosphatidylinositol anchor attachment 1 protein (gene GAA1). Gene Ontology annotation, cellular component: membrane; GPI-anchor transamidase complex. Gene Ontology annotation, biological process: attachment of GPI anchor to protein. The transcript is spliced from 11 exons. The record is from RefSeq and is a predicted model, not a curated record. The coding region runs from base 139 to 2058 and encodes 639 amino acids. Lineage: Eukaryota; Metazoa; Arthropoda; Insecta; Hymenoptera; Trichogrammatidae.